Molecule: messenger RNA, 1865 nt
Organism: Bombyx mandarina (wild silkworm)
Lineage: Eukaryota; Metazoa; Arthropoda; Insecta; Lepidoptera; Bombycidae
Molecular function (GO): carbohydrate binding
Source: RefSeq, a predicted model, not a curated record
ACUCAAUGUGGCUACACGUUUGUUUUUAGCGGACACGCAUAGCCACGCGGUCCGCCACGUGACAACAAACGUCACGUGAGAAUUUUCGCGCGUAUUUUAGCAUCAAUCAGUGUCAGAAUGUUCCGCUAGUGUCGUAUUCGUUAUACUGAACAUGGAUUAUAUCGAUGACUUUAGAACAUUCUAAUUAAUUAAUGGUAUUAUGUAAACAUGUAUGGUUUAUCGGUAGUGUUGGCGGUUUUCCUGGUGUUCGCGGGCCCUUCCUGCACCGGCUCAGAUAAUUUAGCGCUGCUGAUUGACACUCUCAAGACAGUUCAUCGAACGGUGUGUGAUGAUGAGCAAGUGUCCUUGGCCUGUCCCACAGGAACGUCUAUCAGCAUUCAAGUCGCACAGUACGGGAAUGCUGCGCCGAAAGACCAGGGUUGUGUGGCGGAGACUACGCUGAUAGGCACGGAAGGGGAGAAGAAAUGCAAAUGGCCAAACUCAAUGCAGUAUUCGCUUCUGCAAACUGUGGUUCAGGAGUGCCAGAAGAAGUCCCAGUGCAUCUUCAGUACGACGCUGAAGCCAGGACUAGCGGAUCCCUGUCCCUCUGCGAGAAAAUAUGUUGAAAUGGCAUACAAAUGUCGGCCUUUUGAAUUUCGGAGCCGCACAGUAUGCGAGAAUGAGGUUGUGAAGCUGAGCUGCAACCGUAAUUCGAGGAUCGCAAUAUUUGACGCCAAGUAUGGAAGAACACCGUAUGAGACGAUAUCUUGUCCACAAGCACAGGGUCUGCCCGACGAGAAAUGCUCGGCGCCAUACACUGUUGAGAAGGUAAUGCAGAUAUGUCUCGGGCGGAGAAGAUGUCAAAUCGUCGUAAACGCAAGGAAUUUUGAAUCUACUUGCAAACCGCAUACGACGCCUUAUCUCAAAAUCGUUUAUGCUUGUGUGCCUUUAGGUGUUCUGAAUGAACGUUAUGAGAGCGCAAUGGAAAGAGACGAAAUCGACGAAGACAAUGUCCAAAAUGGAAAUCUGUUUGAUGAAUCUGAAGAGGCUGGAGAAAAAUUCAGUGAGCCCGGCACCGGGUCGGCAGUACAACUACCCGCUGGAGAACCGACCAUUGAUCUGGACAAAAUUGAGGAGACUACAGUACGUGCUACUAAAAUCCCCCUACAAAAAGGACCAGAUACAAUAUUGAACCCGAACAUUUUUAUGUAUACAGGCUUAACAAUCACCAUUAUUGUUAUAUGCAUACUCAUAUUUAUUGGUUUCUACUGUUAUAAAACGAGAAAAGAAAAAAACAAUUCAAAAAACGGCAAUAUGUUUUCAACUGAAGCACCCAAUGUGUUCAGCGACAUUGCCUCGGACGUGGACAACGACGUUGACGUCAGUCAUAUUUCUGGAACAUUCUACGAUCCGUUGCAUCCAGACAUGAUGGUGUAUAGAGAUGGUGUGACCAGAAACACUAUACGAGCCAUGAGACCACUCUCCACAGUAUAUCCAUGUGCAGGCGUUAGUAUGUAUGGUAAUAUGGAAACUAUGCCUUCCCAAUCUAGAAACAUAGAUGCUAGAUUCACUAGAAGUAGAUGUAAAGAGGAACAAAGUACACCUGAAUUGCUCAGCCCGAGAUGUCUCGGAACUGAUUCCAAUUCGCAAUUUUAUUACGGUUGGCGACAAGAGCUAUGAUGAAUUAAUAUCUCGGAAAAAUAAAUACAAUCUUGUGAUUUAAAUAGGAGAGUCUACAGAUGACGGGGCUUGAAAAGCUACGGUAGACUCGAAAAUAGUGCGGUAAGAUUUUAAUGUAAAUAAAACUAAUGGAUUCGUUAUUUGAAUAAAGUUUGUAUUUUUCUCUACUUAUUGACACCGUUUUUUUUUGAGUUCGAUUCUAAAUA